Saprolegnia diclina VS20 is the source of this 1196-nucleotide messenger RNA. Its product is annotated as GTP-binding protein YchF. The transcript has a single exon. The record is from RefSeq and is a predicted model, not a curated record. Gene Ontology annotation, cellular component: cytoplasm. NCBI's taxonomy places the organism in Eukaryota, Oomycota, Saprolegniomycetes, Saprolegniales, Saprolegniaceae. Gene Ontology annotation, molecular function: GTP binding; ATP binding; ATP hydrolysis activity. Bases 6 to 1172 code for a protein of 388 amino acids.
GUCCCAUGCCGCCCAAGAAGAAGGAAGAAGUCCCGAAGGUCUACCUCGGCCGCCCGACCAACAACGUCAAGAUCGGUAUCGUGGGUCUGCCCAACGUCGGCAAGAGUACCUUCUUCAACACGCUCUCGAAGCUCAACAUCCCGGCCGAGAACUUCCCGUUCUGCACGAUCGAGCCCAACCAGGCCAUCAUUCCGGUGCCGGACCAGCGCUUCAACUGGCUCUGCAGCAAGUACAAGCCGGCGAGCGAAGUGCCCCCGGUGAUCCACGUGACGGAUAUCGCUGGUCUCGUCAAGGGCGCGGCCGAAGGUGCCGGUCUCGGCAACAACUUCCUCUCGCACAUCCAGGCCGUCGAUGCCAUCUACCACAUGGUCCGUGGCUUCGACUCGAAGGACGUGACGCACGUCGAGGGCAACGUCGACCCGGUCCGCGACAUCCAGAUCAUCCAGCAGGAGCUGCGCCUCAAGGACAUUGACCGCGUCGCCAAGCAGGCCGAUGGCAUGAAGAAGAACGUCGAGCGUGGCAUUGGCGGCAAGGAGAAGAAGAUGGAGUACGAGGCGCUCGUCAAGGCCCUCGAGUGGCUCCAGGACGGCAAGGACAUUUCGUUUGGCAACUGGAGCGUCUUUGAAGUCGAUGUGCUCAACCAGCUCCAGCUGCUCACGGCCAAGCCGGUCGUGUUCCUUGUCAACGUCAGCAAGCGCGACUACCUCCGCAAGGGCAACAAGUACCUCCCGCUCAUCGCCGAGUUUGUCGCGUCGCGCGGCGGCAACGAGCCCGUCAUCCCGCUCUCGUGCGAGUUUGAGAUGGAGCUCAUGGACCUCGAGUCGGGUGGGGCGCUCGAAGAGUUCAAAAAGACCAACCCGAACGACAAGACGAUUCUGCCGCGUAUCCUCAAGACGGGCUACCACGCGCUCGGUUUGAUCCACUUUUUCACGGCCGGCAAGGACGAAGUGCGCGGCUGGACGGUCCGCAAGGGUCGCAAGGCGCCCCAGGCCGCCGGUGUCAUCCACACGGACUUUGAGAAGGGCUUCAUCAUGGCCGAAGUCCAGUCGUUCGCGGACCUCAAGGAGCACGGCUCGGAAGAGGCUGUCAAGAAGGCCGGCAAGCUCAAGCAGCAGGGCAAGAACUACGAAGUCGAGGACGGUGACAUCAUCUUCUUCAAAUUUAACAACUAAACGCGACCUGCUCUCCGUCCCUCA